Molecule: messenger RNA, 2055 nt
Organism: Microthlaspi erraticum
Lineage: Eukaryota; Viridiplantae; Streptophyta; Magnoliopsida; Brassicales; Brassicaceae
Source: the annotation of a GenBank genome assembly
AUGUUCGCGGACCAGCUCGGUAGAAGCAUGGAAGUCUAUAUCGACGACAUGCUAGUCAAAUCUGCCAGGCGCACGAUCACGUCAAGCACCUCAGCGAAUGUUUCCGAAUCUUGGAAAGUACGGGAUGAAGCUGAACCCCGCAAAAUGCACAUUCGCCGUUACCUCAGGAGAAUUCCUCGGUAUGUUGUGACCCAACGCGGGAUAGAGGCAAACCCGAAGCAGAUCUCGGCGAUCCUCGACCUCCCAUCGCCGACAUCCUCCAAAGAAAUCCAAAGACUCACCGGACGUAUCGCCGCAUUGAACAGAUUCAUCUCGCGCUCAACCGACAAAUGUCUCCCCUUCUACCAAUUGCUUCGAUCAAACAAGAAGUUCGAGUGGGACAAAAAAUGCGAAGACGCUUUCAAACAAUUGAAAGAGUAUCUCACUACCCCACCAAUUCUCGCAAAACCCGAAGAAGGCGAGACCCUACUCUUAUAUAUCGCAAUAUCAAGCACGGCGGUAAGCGGAGUCCUCGUCCGAGAAGAUCGAGGAGAGCAGCAGCCAGUCUUCUAUGUCAGCAAAACCCUCAAUGAUGCCGAGACGCGAUACCCAACCCUAGAAAAACUGGCACUCCCGGACGAGCGCCAAGUCACAAGUCUAGCCGACUUCAUCGUAGAAAUCCCACCAGAGCUCGCAACUCAAGAGGACGAGCAAAUCCUCAAAUGGACACUGCAUGUCGACGGAUCGUCCUCCAGGCAAGGAGCAGGCGUCGGCAUCCGCCUCGUCUCCCCGACAGGCGAGAUUCUCGAGCAAUCGAUCAAACUCGGUUUCCCAGCGUCCAACAACGAAGCCGAAUACGAAGCGAUUAUUGCCGGACUUCGUCUCGCCGAAGCAGUCGGAGCAGAACACGUUCGUGCGUUCUGCGACUCUCAGCUCGUCGCUAAACAAUUCAGCGGUGACUACGACACGAAAGACGAUCGCAUGGACGCGUAUCUCAAACAAACGCAAAGACUUGCCAAAGCAUUCAAGACGUUCGAGUUGACAAAGAUCCCCCGUUCCGAGAAUUCCGAAGCCGACGCACUCGCAGCCUUGGCGUCAAAAACCGAAUCAGCACUGCGACGGGUCAUCCCGGUCGAAACCAUCGACGAACCAAGCAUCAAACUCCCCAAGGGAACCGUCGUCAUGGCAAUCUCGCAAGAAGAAGAAGAAGACGAAAACCUCACGAUGUGGCAGGAUGAAAUCAGAAAUUACCUCAUCAACGACGCCGUGCCAGAGGAGCGAUGGGCGGCCCGCCGCCUCCGACGAAAAGCAGCUUACUACUUCUUACGCAACAACGAGCUUUUUCGCUGGAGCGCAAACAAAGUCAUCCUGCGAUGCUGCGACGAAGCACAAGCUAAGAGCAUCAUGGUCGAGACCCACGAGGGAGCAUCAGGAAACCACGCCGGCGGAAGAUCACUCGCUUUAAAAAUUAAGAAGAUCGGAUACUUCUGGCCAACGAUGAUCGGCGAUUGCAUAAACGUCGCCGCCAAAUGCGUCCCCUGCCAAAGAUACGCACCGGCGAUCAACGCCCCAACGCAAGCACUUCAAGCUGCGAUCCCGGCAUAUCCCUUUAUGCGCUGGGGAAUGGAUAUCGUCGGCCCCAUGCCACGCUCACGGCAAUGCGCUUACCUCUUGGUCGUCACCGACUACUUUACUAAGUGGGUAGAAGCAAAAGCAUACAAAAACCCAACGGCUCAUGACGUAAGAAACUUUGUGUGGCAGUAUAUCAUAUGCCGUCACGGUCUUCCUUAUGAGAUCGUCACGGACAACGGAGGACAAUUCGUCGCAGCAACUUUCCGAGAAUUUUGCGCAUCAUGGAACAUCAAGAUCACUUACUCCACGCCAAGAUAUCCUCAAGCUAAUGGACAAGCCGAGUCCACAAACAAAACUAUUGUUGAUGGAUUGAAAAAAAGGCUUGAAGGCUACCAAGGAGCUUGGGCGGACGAAUUGGAUGGAGUACUCUGGUCGCAUCGAACCACCCCAGAACCGCAUCCGGGGAAACCCCAUUCUCUUUGUCGCACGGUUGCGAAGCGCUAG